Molecule: messenger RNA, 546 nt
Organism: Auanema sp. JU1783
Lineage: Eukaryota; Metazoa; Nematoda; Chromadorea; Rhabditida; Rhabditidae
Source: the annotation of a GenBank genome assembly
AUGACCGACAGUAGUUUUGAUGACAUUAUUGAUACAUAUACUGGUUUCGAGCAUCUGUAUCAUACUUAUGAUGAGUACAACGCCGAUAUGAAAGAAAUUAAUUAUGAAAGAAAGAACAACUUUCAGUAUGAUCACGAUGUCAAACAUUUGAGUGACGCCGUGUUCCCAACUCCAGCGUUUCCGGUUGAAGGCAUGUUGUAUGGUCACAGAAAUAGGCAAAUGGUUCCACUGGUUUUCCAAAAUGAGCGAGACCCAACAUCGAAAAUCCUCAAUGUGUGGUGUGUGGUUGAUACGAACGCGGCAUUCACCUGCCUAAGCGUCAAGACACUUGAAGCUUUUGUAGGUGAAGGCAAUGUUAACCCCAGAGGUUACUACAGAUUUUUUGUUCAAGAACCGGACUUGGUCGUGGAAUGCAUGGUCUCCAAGGUGGGUUCAGCCUUCGAGCAUGCGGAUAUCUUGGGAAUGGACGCAUUGGCACGGUUAAAAGCUUCGCCGAUUAUCAACUGGAGCUCAUAUACAUUUCGUCUUCAACGAUUCGAAUCUUAA